UUGACCAAGUCUUCAAUAGAGGAAGGGGUGGAGGAGGGAGGGGGGGGGGAAGGGAAAAAAAACUUUCUACCAACACACUAAGAGGAGACGAUGGCAUCACGGCUGCAGCCCGCUUCGCCCCGGAGUAAAGUGAGCGCCGAGCCCGACAGGGGAGGGGGAGAGCGCAAUGGUUACGUGCGGGGCUGUGUGAGCCCGCUGCGCCGCGACCCGGGCUGCCCGGUGGCGUGGGGCGGGCUGGCGGGCAGCGGGCGCCUGCUGUCGUCGGCCGCCGGGGUCGCCUCGCUGUCGGUGCUGCUGGGCGCGCUGCUGCGCUGGCUGGACGGCGGGCUGCUGACCCUGCUGCACUCCGCGCUGCCCCUCUUCAGCCUGAUGAGCGCUUUCUUCUGGCUGGCGCUCUACCUGACGGGCUGCGGCAGGGGCGAGCUCGCCCCCCGGCUGCUGGCCGCCUGCUCGCUGGCCGAGACCCUGCUGCAGGCGCUGCUGGUGGGCGAGGAGCAGCUGCUGUCGUUCGGGGCCACCGUCGUGCUGCUGAGCUGCCUGGCCGCCGCUACCCUCAUGGUCUUGCGGGUGAGCCAGGGCGUGUGCACCAUCCUCUUCACCAGCCUGCUGAGGACCGUGUCACUGCUCUCCCUGGAGCGGGUUCGGGCCAGCUGGAGACCCUUCCUGGCUUACCUGAUGGGCAUUUUGGGAGUGAUGCUGGCCAGGUACGCCGUGCGCAUCUUGCCCCAGGGAGUGCCGCUGGCCGCCGCCGAGGACAAAGUCCCUGUCAUCAAGCGAAGGAGGAGAUCCAGUUCGGUCAUUGCCGCCGAGAUGCCUAAUAGUCAACUGGGCUCUAAGCCCCAUCGCAGGACAUCGCUACCAUGCAUUCAGAGGGACCAGAUCCUUCCACACUCUGAAUGGGAUCAUAAGCGUGGUUACCGAGGAUCACAGUCUUCAGGCACAAGUGUCACUGUCGAUAUAGCUGUGAUGGGUGAAGCUCAUGGACUAAUUACAGACCUUCUGGCUGAACCUUCCUUGCCUCCCAAUGUCAGUACCUCUCUGAGAGCUGUCAGCAAUCUGCUCAGCACCCAACUGACCUUCCAGCCCAUCCACAAGCCAAGAAUAAAUCCAUUGAUGUCGUUCAAUGAAUCCUACGUUUGUUCAGAUAGUGAAGAAUGCCAAGGAGAAAAACUCGCUAUCCCAAAGCGACUGAGGAGAAGUCUGCCCCCAGGGCUGUUACGACGGAUUUCAUCCACUUGGACAACAACAACUUCUGCCACUGGUCUACCUACUGUGGAGCCAGGGCCUGUCAGGAGAGACCGCAGUUCAAGCAUCAAGCCCACUCAUGAGGCUCCAUUGGGCAGUUCUUUUAAUCCAGAGCCUUACAACUGCUCCCCGUCAGUCUUGCUGACUAUUUCCAAAAGUAGAUCAUUCUCAGCCUCUCAUGCUAUCGCCACAACUAACCACAUGAAUGCCAAGAGACAGAUGCGACAAGGUUACUCUUCAAACAUCACACCUCUCACCUCCCCAUGCCAUUCACCAAUCCAGGGGACUCCUGCUGGUAGUCCCACCAGCAAAACCUCCGCUGUUGAAUUUCCGGACACUGCAGAUAUAAUGACCAAACCAGGCCGCAAUCCACAUAAGCCUUUAACGUACACUCAGAGUGCACCAGAUGUUGCAGGGCAGUUCAGGGGCACCUGCGUUGUUUGCAGUAGUUGUGGUCGGCCGUUCAGCAAGCUGACACACUCAGACAGCACGGGGGGAAGAGUGGAGACAGCGGUGCAUUCACUGAACCAGACAGAUGACCCUGCCCAAGCAACCUCUGACUACGACAGCACCCACGAGACAAAUAACAGUGACAGCAGUGACAUCACACAGAAUGACGAUGAUCAGGAAUCCUCUGCAAAGGGCUUGGAGCAAUCCCGCAAAGGGUCUGACUGUGGACUCUGCAGGCCAGAGGACAUCACGUUGCACCACUUGAUUCCAGCCGAGGAAAAACCAAUUCUUGCUCCAGAGCCUCUUCUAAUGGAAAAUCUGGAGCUGAUAUUUACACAACUGAACAACUGGAAUUUUCCCAUCUUUGAUCUCAUGGAGAUGACAGGCUCAAAAUGUGGCCGGAUACUCAGCCAGGUAGCAUUCAGACUGUUUGAAGACACUGGGCUUUUUGAAAUAUUUAAAAUCCCAUUAAAGGAGUUCAUGAACUACUUUCAUGCAUUAGAAAAUGGGUACAGAGAUAUACCCUAUCACAAUCGCAUACAUGCCACGGAUGUGUUGCAUGCAGUCUGGUACCUCACCACGCAGCCUGUCCCAGGACUGCAGACUAUAAUUGGUGAUCACGGCUCAAUGAGUGAUUCAGAUUCAGACAGUGGAAUCCCUCAUGGACACAUGGGAUUCGCCAUAUCAAAAACGUACAGUGUGACGGAGGACAGAUAUGGCUGUGUUAUCGCUAAUGUCCCUGCCUUGGAGUUGAUGGCCCUUUACGUUGCUGCAGCCAUGCAUGAUUAUGAUCACCCAGGAAGAACCAAUGCCUUUCUGGUGGCAACCAGUGCCCCACAGGCUGUUCUCUACAACGACCGCUCAGUGUUGGAGAACCAUCAUGCCGCCUCAGCGUGGAACCUGUUCAUGUCGCAGCAGGAAUACAACUUUCUGAUCAACUUGGAUCACGUUGAAUUCAAGCGAUUCCGAUUUCUUGUCAUUGAAGCCAUUCUGGCCACAGAUCUCAAGAAACACUUCGAUUUUCUCGCAGAGUUCAAUGCCAAGGUGAAUGAGGAGAUGGGACCAGGUAUUGACUGGGCAAAUGAAAAUGAUCGCUUGCUGGUUUGUCAAAUGUGUAUUAAACUCGCUGACAUCAAUGGGCCAGCCAAGUGCAAGGAGCUUCAUUUAAAAUGGACGGAAGGCAUUGUUAAUGAGUUUUAUGAGCAGGUUGGUGACGAGGAAUCGAAUCUCGGACUUCCCAUCAGUCCAUUUAUGGACCGCUCAGCCCCACAGCUGGCUAAGCUUCAGGAAUCAUUCAUCACCCAUAUUGUGGGACCACUGUGUAACUCCUACAACUCAGCAGGCUUAAUACCAGGUAAAUGGGUGGAGGAUAAUGACGAAGAGGAGGAGGAUGAAGAAGAGGCAGAAACAACAGAAGAGGAAGGUGCAUUGGAGACAACUACAAAUGGUAUUGAACUACUUGAGAGAGGUUGGAGCUGCACUCGUCCAGAACGGGAACGGUGCAGGAAGCAAAGGAAAGUCUUCUGUCAGAUCAUGCAGCACCUGAUGGAAAACCAUGAAAUGUGGAAAAAGGUCAUCGCAGAGGAACAGGAGGAGCGAGCGAAGGUGGAGCUCGAGAAGCAAGAUCAGUCCUCCUUGCUUCAAAGCUCAGAGACAAUCCAGGCAAUCACUGAGGAGGAGGAAGACAAGGAGGAGAAGAAUCAUGAAGAAUCAGAAGGGAAGUCUGUGCAAACCAGUUCAGUCACAAACCUAACCCAGGAGACUUUAAAAGAAGAUAAAAAUGACUGAAUUGUGUACUGACUUUUUCUUUGUUCCCAGCACACUUUGACACAAUACUGUAGAUGUAUAGGACAAUGUGCCUACAGCUGAGAUGGUAUAAUAUUGCCAUGAGCUGCAGCCAGGACUAAAUGAACACUCUGAUUGAGGAAGCCUCUUUAACGCACCACUGGCUGAUUUAGACUUUAAACACACAAUUGCUACCAGUACAAUUAUGGUGCACUUUUUCAUUGACAUGUCUUGUUUAAUAUUGCUUGAUACACACGUAUGUAAAAAGAAACACACUCACUUGCUGUGCAACAACAGUGAGUAUCAAAUGAAGGAGGACAUACUUCUAAAGCAUAUGCUUUCCAGAAAAUGCUGCGGUACUAUAUCCGUAACUUUUGCUCUACUUUUGAGUGAAAGUUGCUAGCUUUAUCAGAAUUCUGAUACAGCCUGAUAAUACUUCUUGUGUAUAUAACCUUGUGGCUCACCAGCUUUGUAUAAGCAAUCUCUUGAAGCGCAGCUGUAGUACUUGUACAUUGCAAACACCACCAUGAACAAAUGUUUUAGGUAAAGCCUGGCAGAUACAUGAUGGGCCAUUUCACUUUAUAAAAAGUACCUGCUACAAGCCAAACUUCUAGUCAAGAAUUUAUAUCCAUUUUGAAUAUUUUUAUUGUUUAUUUACAUUCAAUUAUAAUUAUUUGCAGAAGAAAACAGUUUAUUGUAGAUACAAAGAACAUUUUCUAUUGGCUUUUGUAAAUAGCAAACUCUUAAACCGUUUUUUUGUGAUUUUGUAAAGAUGGCUAUGAAAACUUCACACUUAAAAAGACAUUCUUAUGAUAUUGACAGAACUUAGUACAUUCUUAUAUUACACAGCAUGAUUAAGUACAUGCAAGUUGCGGCAAAUGGUUAAUUUUAAAAGACGAUCGUUAUUUGGAUUAUUUUUGCAGCAAGGUUAAUCCUGAAGAAAUUGUUUACUACUGAUAGGACUGAGGUGAUUGACAAGAGAAUGAGAGAGUACCACCUCAGAUUAUCUGAGGCCCAAGUAUCUGCACAUUUUAGACACUGUGUGACAGUCGGGUGGCGAUAAGGAUUGCAGUGAAUUAUGGCAUUAUUCCUUCGACAAUUUGAGUUAUAUAAGUCUGAAGCUUUGGACAAUCUACCAGACAUUGUCAUUUUCUAUGACUUGGUCUAACUCUGCACCUUGGGUCAAUGGGCAUGUUCGCAUGAUGGUUAUGAUGUACCAGCAAUCCAGACACCUGAAGCAAAGAUCUCACAGGGGAAUUAAAUUCAGUCAAUUAAAUAGCUCUGAAAUCAGAUCUUAAUGUCAGUAAUGGUGGCUGUAAAAUUACAGCGUUUCUUUUUCCUUAAUUUCCUUUUGGGAAGGAAAUCUGCUAACCUUUCAUGGUCUGUCCACAUACAACUCCAACCUGCAGCAGUAUGGUUGAUCCACACAGCUCUGUGAAAUACCCCAGCAAGGCUAUCAGGAAUGAGCCAUAGAUGCUGAGCAUGCCAAUUCAUCCCAAGAAUGAAUAUCUUUUUUAAAGCGUAAGAUCUUUUUUGAUAUAAAAAAAAUCUUUGUUUAUCUUUUCUUUUUCAUUUUGGGGUCAAAAACGUUUUAAUGUGAAGGAAUUUUAAUGGAUUUUAAAAGAAAUCUCAUCUUCUCCACCUGCCCACACCCCACCCAAGCUGCAGGGGGUUGAGGUCAAUUGCAAUUCAACACUGAGACUGAUACACUUUGAUUAUUGGUUAUAACUAAGGCAGAUGGAAAUGAACUGAGGUAUGGAUUAGUCAAGAUAUAGUUGAAUGAUAGAAAAGGUUCAGGGGGCUAAAUAGUCUCUUCCUGUUCUUUUGUACCUGAGCCAUAAGAUGUUAUAUUCUAAUUUAAUCUUUAAAGGAUUGAAUUUAAGUGUAAGUACAGUUAGCAAUGAUUCUAAAUUUGUUUGGCAGUGCAUCACUUUGGACUGUGGUGCAAUUUGAUUGGCUUUGUCCAUUCAAAUCUCUUAAUUGAAAUAUGUGAAUUGGUUUGCCACAUUGGUCACAGAUGACUCAAAUGCUGGCACCAUUCUGGACUAUUUUACCAGGGAGGAAACGUGCACAAGUUACAGGGCAACUGCACCAAUUACUUCCCAUGUAUUUAAGAUGAGUUUAAGAUGUUUAAGAAUGUGUUUAAAAUGAAACUGACUUGCUUAUUGGUCCGACAGUUGCCCAGGAUGAUAAAAGGGAAGUAAAUCCUUACGGUUUAUAAACUUAUUGGCUUAAGAUUGUACCUUAACAAAAAGUAUCAUGCAUGGCACCUGGAUUUGCACCAUUUCCCAGGAUAGUAUAAGAUAAACACAGAACCCUGGCUAAAUCUCUACAAUCCCCAGGUUGCUGACACACCAUCAUAAAUCACACCUCCACUCCAUAUCCUCUACCAGAUCCUUAAAAUCUUUACACCUGAAUAAUUCCAACAUGGGACUUUAGGUUGGUGCAUUUUUUCCUUCAUAAUGCUUAGUAAAAUUUCACACUUUUUUAAUUGUUAUUGUGUGGUUAAACAAAAAGAAUAUUCGACAUAUUUCAAGAGCACAGGUUCCACGUUCAUUUACUGUACAUUCUCCCUAAUCUUCAUGGACUGCAGAAAGAUCAGUCAACGUACAAUAUAACCAGAAAAUUACCGCUUAUAGAUUAUUUCAACAUUGGUUACAACCCCACACCAGUAAUCCACUCUUAAUUAUUUUUAAUGUUUUGUUGACCAAACAAAAUUAUUAAAUAAAUAGGUUUUUUUUGCAUAAACCUGGAUUUCUUUAAAUGAACUUUUGAGAGCAGAAGCUUAACAUUCUGGAAAAAAUUGUUUGAAUCUUGACCACCACCCUUUUCAGUACUGAAUAACCUUUAAAAUAUUGAAAGCCUUCUGUUUUCAAAAUUACUUUCUGUAAUGUUCUUAGUUUUAGGGAUUACAUAAAUGACAAAUAUUCUAACAAAGGAUAAUAAAAGGGUGACUACAUAAAAUUUGAAAUUUGGUUCAAUCUCACACAAAGUCAUAACUGGAUCAUGAAUUUGAAGGUAGUCAUUGAAUGACUCAACACUGAAGGAAAGCAGUCACUCCAGAAUAUGUGAUAACAUCCAUCCCUUCCCCUAUUCUUAACCUAAUCAUGAUACACACCUAAAUUAGCUUUGUUUUCUAGACUUUAGCAUAGCAGGUCCAAUUUGGGCAAUGGCUUUCGCUCCAGUCACUGUAGCCUAUAUGAUGCAAAGUUGCAUUACGGAACAUCAAAAGAAUUAAAGAAGUGAAUAAAGACACAUUUGUAAGUGGUUUUUGGGGAACAAAUGUACUUCUGCAAUUCUCUGUUGGUGUUGAUUGUAAUCUCCUGCUAUUAUACAAAUGUGGUACUUACCUAAAGGCUAUAUUGUAAUAUAAACAGAAAAUUCUUGAAACACUUAGAAGGUCAAGGCAGCAUCUGUGGAAACAGAAACAGUCAAAUCAGAUUGAAGACCCUUCAUCAGGGAAAGAGACCAAGACAGGUUAGUUUUAACUUGCAGAGGGAGUUGGGGGGAGGAAUGACUGGGACAAAGGGAAUGUUGGUUAUGGGGUGCAGCUUGGUCCAAUGGGUUGGAUGUGGUUACUCCUUGUCAUGCAUUGCUAGUUGUAAGACUGUGGGACAUAAUUGGCAGGUGAGGAUGUACUAACAGACAGAAAAACUGAGCCAAUAUCACAGAUAGAUGACUUACAAUGGAAAUAGCCCAUUCUGAUACAGACAGAGAAAGUGAGUUAACUAAAGAUGCAGAGUUCAGUGUUAAGUCUGGACGCCUGCAACGUGGUUUUGUAAUGUUCACAACUAGCAUGAUAGCAAUACCCAAGUUUAACUACAGCCAGGGUGGAGAUAUGAAAGUGGAUAUAAUCUUAAGCAGUCUUGUAUACCAGAUGAUGCAAUUGUUGUUAGGUGGGUACCUUUUCAGUAUGUUCUGCAUGAAAACAAAACGGAAAAAGAAUUCAGAUUAUCCACACUGCUCAGGGCAAAGAAAGGGACAGAUUCUUUAACAAUCAAAAUGUAUUAUAUAUACCUAAAAUAAAUAUUGGUGGCUUUAUUAGCCUGUUUUCCAAUGCAAAUUAAUAUUGGUGAUAAAAGUUCUUGAGCUUAUUCAUUCUAAGCUUGUUCUGUUUAAAAAUGCUUUGUGGUAUUCACUUUUUUUGCUCCGUGAGCAUAAUUCAUGUUUAUCUCUUGAAGCAGGGAGUGGUAACUACUGGCCAUUGUAAAUUGCUUGCUUAAAAGUGUCAGUAACUCUGUUGCAAAACUUAGCAAACAAAAUCAGGACUGUAGUGGAUUGAGUUAUAAAUGUGAUCAAUAGGAUAUGCACCAUAGAUGUAUCAGACUACUGGUGAGUCAGUUUUGAGUUUUGUUAAUGGACAGUGUUUCUUGCAAAGAGCUGACAAGUAGUAAUUUGAUUGUGAAAUCCUUAUUUCUACAGAGAGCAUCAGCAAAUCUGGAGUUUUACAUUUAGUCAACCAAUGCAAAAGUGCUGUAUUUUAUUAAGCCAACGAAACAGCACAUGACAUUUUAACUGAAGUGCACCUAACUCUUAACUGAAGGUCAGAGUAUUUCUAAGCCUGUGUCCAAUGAAUGACUGGCAGAGUUUCAUAUUGCCAAGAUGCCAGGAACUCCUUGCAGUCAGCUGACCACAGAAACUGUGACUAGCACUUUAAGGGUUAAUAAUGUUCACCUUAUGUGGGUAUCUGACUACCUACCAGGAUGUGAAAAGACACUGGAAAGAACAGCAGAGUGUAUUUUAAUUAUAGAAUAAUAUGUAGUUUUAAGGACAAUGAUGUUCCAUACAUUCCAGUUCUUUUUUAAAUGAUUGGAUGAGUUCAAUGUAAAAAUUCACUCCAAGAUAUAAUGCACAGUAUUUAUAUUCACUAAGGCUUUCUACAUUUAUAUAAAUUGUUUGUUAGAGGAUUCAAGUAAGACAAACAUAGGUACAGACAUAAUUAGCUGUAGAUGUGCAUUUAUUAGAGGUAUUAAAAAAUAAUUAGCAGCACAUUCAACCGUCAGUUGUUAAUUCUGUUUAUUUCACAUGCGUUUGUGAUAUUGUGACUUUUUUUAUUUUGCAGCAUUCCAUAAAUAUGUAAAUUCAAUUUUGUUCUUUUGUAUAAUGUAGUUCCCAUGAUGGUAAAAUCAUUAAGAUUGAACAGUCUAUUGUGUUUACACAUCAGUUUUGUUAAUUAUGAAGAGCACAAAAAUGGUGUGUCAUUAUUCCAAGUGUAAAUCACACAUCAUACACUGCCUAACAGUUGAAAUAAUCUUUACACAUUCGAGGUUUGUGCCUUGGCAACUUCUGGUAUAUUCAAUGUCAUAAUUUGAUCGGAAAAUUUAUCAACAUGUAUUUAUCCUUUUAAUUCGUUGAAUUAUGAGAUAUUUUUAUAUGAAAGGAACCCUUCAGAGAGUUGCAGAAUGUUAUCAUAUGGGAGACUUUCCCUCACCCAUUCUGAAAUCCAAUUAAAGAUUUGUCUAAGGGUGACUCUACUGACAGAUGACUUAAAGCAGACCUUUUGUUUGGUUGAGAAUAAUCUGCUGGCAAAAGUUUUAAGAGCAUCUCUUGCCUGCCACUGCUUAUGUGCCUCUGUAGUAUUAAUCUUUUCACAGAAAGAAGAUGAAUCAAUUGAGAGGUCCAGCUCAACAUUAUUUAGUUGUAUGUAACAGGUGUAACGUAUAAAGUGAGUGAGGAUUGAAUUCAUCUGUUGCUUGAAAUAAAAAUGUCAUCCUUAUAUAACAUCAACAACAAGUUGAAUUUCAAUAGAGCUUUCACUGUAGUAAAAUGCUCCUAGGCACUUCAUUGGAAUAAUAUUGAAUAAAAUUUGUUAUGCUUUUGUCUUGACAGGGUCAACAUAGGUAAUUAAUUUUUAAGAAUACAAUAUGCCAUUUUGCUAGUGUGUUUAUAUUGUUUCUGUUAUUACAAUCAGCCUUCUCCACAUAAUUGCCUAUCCUACUUACAGUGUAGCUCAAGAACAAGCCCUUGCAUCUUUUAUAUCAGGAUUCACAAAUUCAAUGUAACUCCUCACCUGUGAUUUGCACUUAACACACAAAGCAAUACCUAAUGUUUCAUACACUAGACUUUAAGUCAAGGAUUCCAUUUAUCUGAUUAAAUAUCCUAUUUUAUACAGUAGAUUAUGUACAGAAUAAUUCUUUCAGAUAGGUGUUAUUUAUUUUUACUGUUUUGUAAGUUAGACACUAUACUGUAUCUCUAAUGGCCAGAAUUAUUGGAAAGUGCCUCUUGGUAAAAUGUAUAGUACAGUAUAUAUAAAUAAUUAUUCAAUAUAUUAGAAACAUCUAUUGCCAACUGAAAAAAUGUAGAUGUUUUAAUGUGAAGACAGUUGUACAACAUGAAUUUAAUUCUGUGG
Pristis pectinata (smalltooth sawfish) is the source of this 9829-nucleotide messenger RNA. It is a transcript of the gene pde3a, whose product is annotated as phosphodiesterase 3A, cGMP-inhibited. The record is from RefSeq and is a predicted model, not a curated record. NCBI's taxonomy places the organism in Eukaryota, Metazoa, Chordata, Chondrichthyes, Rhinopristiformes, Pristidae. Gene Ontology annotation, cellular component: cytosol. Gene Ontology annotation, biological process: oocyte maturation; positive regulation of oocyte development. Gene Ontology annotation, molecular function: 3',5'-cyclic-AMP phosphodiesterase activity.